Pistacia vera is the source of this 2310-nucleotide messenger RNA. Its product is annotated as NADP-dependent malic enzyme-like. Gene Ontology annotation, cellular component: chloroplast. Gene Ontology annotation, molecular function: malate dehydrogenase (decarboxylating) (NAD+) activity; NAD binding; malate dehydrogenase (decarboxylating) (NADP+) activity. The record is from RefSeq and is a predicted model, not a curated record. The coding region runs from base 308 to 2230 and encodes 640 amino acids. The transcript is spliced from 20 exons. Lineage: Eukaryota; Viridiplantae; Streptophyta; Magnoliopsida; Sapindales; Anacardiaceae. Gene Ontology annotation, biological process: pyruvate metabolic process; malate metabolic process.
CGUGUGAAUGAGUUCGUAAAAUCGGAAGCGACGACGAAGAAGAAGAAGAAGAAAGAAGAGGAGAGAGACUCAACCCAGAAAGAGAGAGAGAGCAAAACUCAGAGCUAAAGCUAAAACCUUUAAAGCUCAAGCUCGCUCUCUAUAUAUAAAACAUCCUUAAGACUCUCUCUUCUCUUCUCUCUGCUCAAUUUUCUCUCCCUUAUUUAUUUUUUGUUUUUUGUUUUUAUUUUUGUUUGGUGUCAAAAAACUUGUUGUACCGCAAGACUCUCUCUUCGUAUCUCACAUUUUCUCUCCCCUCUGCCUCGCCAUGUUUUCGUUGAACCGAAGCGCUUUUCUGAAUAACAAGGGCUUAUCAAGCCCUUUGCGUACUACUGAUCAAAGAAGCAGAAGAUUGCCAACAAAAGUGGUGACUUUUAGCGUUUCUAAGAGGGAGAACGGUAGCCUUGUUAUGGAGACCAAUAGCUCACCAACCUUCACAGAUAGAGACAGCUAUGCUGAAGUUGUGGAUUCCAAGACGGACGUGAGCGGCGGCGCUCAGGAUGUCUACGGUGAGGAUACCGCCACUGAAGACCAGCCUGUCACCCCUUGGGCUCUCUCUGUUGCCAGUGGGUAUUCUUUGUUGAGAGAUCCUCAUCACAACAAAGGGCUUGCCUUCACCUUCAAAGAGAGAAAUUCACAUUACUUGCGUGGUCUUCUCCCCCCUACAGUUGUUUCACAAGACCUCCAGGUGAAGAAGAUGAUGCACAAUAUUCGCCAGUACCAAAUUCCCCUGCAAAAGUACAUGGCCAUGAUGGAUCUUCAGGAGAGAAAUCAACGGCUGUUCUACAAGCUUCUCAUUGAAAACGUUGAGGAGUUACUUCCAGUUGUCUACACUCCCACUGUUGGUGAAGCUUGCCAAAAAUAUGGAAGCAUCUAUGGCCGUCCUCAGGGUCUUUUUAUCAGUUUGAAUGAUAAAGGGAAGGUUCUUGAAGUGUUGAGGAAUUGGCCCGAGAAGAAUAUCCAAGUCAUUGUUGUCACUGACGGAGAGCGGAUUUUGGGGCUAGGGGAUCUUGGCUGUCAGGGGAUGGGAAUACCAGUGGGCAAACUUUCUUUAUAUACUGCUCUUGGAGGAGUUCGUCCUUCCGCUUGCUUACCUAUAACCAUUGAUGUCGGGACUAACAAUGAGAAUUUGUUGAACGAUGAGUUCUACAUUGGGCUCAGACAAAAGAGAGCUACUGGACAGGAAUAUGCUGAACUCCUACAUGAAUUCAUGACAGCAGUCAAGCAGAACUAUGGGGAGAAAAUCCUUAUUCAGUUUGAAGACUUUGCAAACCACAAUGCUUUUGAUCUUCUUGAAAAAUAUGGCACAACUCAUCUUGUAUUCAACGACGAUAUUCAGGGGACAGCAUCUGUGGUCCUUUCAGGACUUAUUUCAGCAAUGAAAUUUUCUGGAGGAAGCUUAGCUGACCAAAAGUUCUUGUUCCUUGGUGCGGGGGAGGCUGGCACUGGAAUUGCAGAACUCAUAGCCCUUGAGAUAUCAAAACAGACAAAUAUGCCAGUUGAAGAGGCUCGCAAGAAAGUUUGGCUUGUGGAUUCGAAGGGAUUGAUUGUCAGUUCUCGCCUAGAAUCUCUCCAACAUUUCAAAAAGCCCUGGGCACAUGAACAUGAGCCUGUUAAGGGCCUCGUAGACGUGAUCAAUCAAAUCAAGCCAACAAUUCUGAUUGGAACUUCAGGACAAGGACAGACAUUUACCAAAGAAGUGGUUGAGGCAAUGACGACCUUGAAUGAGAAACCCAUUAUUCUUGCUCUUUCCAAUCCAACUUCACAAUCUGAAUGUACUGCAGAAGAAGCUUACACCUGGAGUCAGGGCCGUGCGAUAUUUGCAAGUGGAAGCCCAUUUGACCCCGUUGAAUACGAUGGCAAGGUUUUCAUGCCUGGCCAGGCAAAUAAUGCAUACAUUUUCCCUGGAUUUGGUCUGGGUCUAAUAAUGUCUGGUGCCAUCCGUGUUCACGAUGACAUGCUUCUGGCAGCUGCUGAAGCCCUGUCUUCGCAAGUAACUCAGGAGCACUUUGACAAGGGACUCAUAUAUCCACCAUUUAGAAACAUCCGAAAGAUUUCAGCACAUAUUGCUGCCAAUGUAGCCGCAAAAGCUUAUGAACUUGGAUUGGCUACUCGUCUCCCUCAACCUAAGGAUCUGGCGAAGUAUGCCGAAAGCUGUAUGUACAGCCCUGCCUAUCGAAACUACCGGUGAAACAAGAAGAAUCUCUUGUAGUACUGCUUAUUUGGAGUUAACAUUACUCGUUAAUUACUAGUUGUCUGUUCUUUUAUUUA